GACCAUGCUGACUAUAACUUCAUGCUGCUAGGACUAGGAAUUUGAUCAGUGAUUGGGAAACAAGUUGAGUAGCAAUCCCAUCAAUAAAUAGCAGAACAACACCAUGGCAGAGAGACCGGAGGAUUUAAAUCUCCCACAUUCAGUGAUCACAAGGAUCAUGAAAGAAGCGGUUCCUGAUGGCAUCAGUGUAUCAAAGGAAGCUCGUAAUGCUGUCUCUAAGGCAGCCAGUGUGUUUGUGCUCUAUGCUACUUCAUGUGCUAACAACUAUGCUCUAAAAGGCAAGAGGAAAACACUGAAUGCUGCUGAUGUUUUUGCUGCAAUGAAGGACAUGGAAUUUGAAGAAUUUAUUGAGCCAUUGGAGAAGAGUCUCCAAGAGUUUCGCCAAGAGCAGAGAGGUAAAAAAGAGGCAUCGGAAAAGAGGAAGCAAAGCAAGUCGGACCAGGAGAAGACCGAAGGGGAAGACUCCGAGCAGAAUAUCUCAAGUGAGUUGGAAGAUAGCAGGGAAGAUGGAGAAGAGCUGGAAGAUGGAGAAGAGGUUGAUGAUGUAGGAGAAGAUGAAGAAGACGAAGAUGAUGAUAUUGAGGAUGAUAUUGAAGAUGAAGAGGAUGAGGAGCUCGAGGAGGACGAAGUGGAAGAAAUUGAAGAUGAUGAAGUUGAAGAUGCGGGAGAGAUUGAAGAUGCUACUGCUGAUGAUGAUGAUGAUGAUGUUCAAGAAGUCGAAUGAUGGGACAUUUAAAAACAAAAGAAAUUUAAUGUACUUUUUAUUUCAGAGUACAUGUAUAUAUUUCUCUGAACAAUCUUGCAAAAGACCCGAGACAAAUGAUUAUGAUGCUUUAUGAGUCACACACAUUGGACAUCAACUGUCAUGGCUGUCCUUUGAAGCCUGUUCAUUUCAUUUUAUUUUCUUCAUGUUGAGCGUCCAAGCACUUUCACACGAAUGGAGGCCUUUAUCAGAAAGAUCGUUCACUCGAUACCUGGUUGUUACAUUACAAUUUUUUUUCACUCUAAUUUCGUUUUUGCAUCUUCUUCCUGGUGCAUGGAACAAAAUGUUUGCUGUUUAAUUACAAUGUGAACGUUUUAAUCAGUUGUCUCUUACUGUGUAAGAAGGCAAUUGCAUCAUUUUAUAAAUCUCAUUAUCAUUAGGUGUAUGCUUGAAAUAUAUUGAAAGUGAAAAAAAGACCCAGUGUAAAUAUUAGUUUUUGGUAAUGCUGUACUUUAGUCAAAUAAAACAUUGAUAUAAAGAAAUAA
Molecule: messenger RNA, 1248 nt
Organism: Asterias rubens (European starfish)
Lineage: Eukaryota; Metazoa; Echinodermata; Asteroidea; Forcipulatida; Asteriidae
Product: DNA polymerase epsilon subunit 3-like
Biological process (GO): leading strand elongation; heterochromatin formation; DNA damage response
Cellular component (GO): CHRAC; epsilon DNA polymerase complex
Molecular function (GO): chromatin DNA binding; protein heterodimerization activity
Source: RefSeq, a predicted model, not a curated record